This is a messenger RNA of Ustilago hordei, 2388 nucleotides long. RefSeq lists its product as uncharacterized. Lineage: Eukaryota; Fungi; Basidiomycota; Ustilaginomycetes; Ustilaginales; Ustilaginaceae. The transcript has a single exon. Gene Ontology annotation, molecular function: nucleic acid binding; ATP binding. The coding region runs from base 1 to 2388 and encodes 795 amino acids. The record is from RefSeq and is a predicted model, not a curated record.
AUGCUGUGUUCAGUAAGUGGUGCUUCCAAGCAUCUCGCAAGGGAGUUGCAUCGUCCGCUACAUCCUUGCACAGCGCCGUUUGGCACCUCUUCGAGUGCUCACAAUCAUCUCCGAUACCACACAGCGUCUCGCACACUACUGCCCUUUCACAACACAACCUAUUCUCCUACAAGGUUACGGCACCCACAGCAACCCAAUAUUGCACGUCCUCCAUGCGACAGCUUCCACUCACGUCUGUCACGUUAUUCAACGUUUUCGAACCCGGUUUUAACAACGGAAGCUCACAAGCUUGAAGCCGUCGCCGAAGCCGUAAAAGACAAGUCGACCGCCUCUUUGAAUGCAGAGGGUGUUCAAGAAAAGUUUCAAAGGUUAGGCUUGAAUGCCAACAUCAGCCGACAGAUUACCUUGACGAAUCCCAACAUCCGACAACCUACACCUGCGCAAUCAGCGUUAAUACCAGCCAUUCUCUCGCCCAGCGAUGUGGUUUUGCGCGCACACACUGGCACUGGCAAGUCUUUCGGCAUCUUGCUAGCGCUUCUCAGCAAACCACGCAUCGUAUUUAGCGAUCCAACCUCUCGAGAUUCCGAGAACUCGUCAGCUACCCAGAACAAGCGUGGCAAACCUCACACUGGAAUCGCAUCUAUUAUCCUCGUCCCCAGUAACGAACUCGCUUUUCAGUACUUCCGCUGGGCGAGGUCACUCUUCCCAGCCUCAACUUUGCCUUCGCUUGAUCCGGUGAUCCAAUGUCUGGUCCGUGGCGGCCUUCCUGGCUCAGAGGUACUCACUCCUGAGCAAGAGCUCAAGCGAUUAAAGCAGACUCCUCCGCAUAUUCUCAUCGGCACCCCUGGCCGCAUGAAGGACAUCCUCGAUACACCGGCUGGCUCUUCUCUUCUCGGUCUUGACACUCUGCGUACUUUGGUGCUAGAUGAAGCGGAUGCAGUGCUGCAACUACCCGGUCGAUUCCCAUCCUACAAGCAAAGGUGGAUGCACGAGGUGCACAAAGCCCCCGGCCUCCUCAUCUUGAACGAGGUCAUGAAACGCCGGGCAACCUUCUCAGGUGGCGAGAAGCAUCUGACAGCAGGACUUGAGAAUCGACCGGGCAAGCGACGGGAUGAGAAGCGGCCGCCCGAGCAUAUUCGCCGCAACACGUACAAGGCCGCCGAGCGAGCUACUGCCGCCAGCAUUGAUGCCAACACUGGGCUUGUGCUUCCCAAAGCACGAGCUCCCGGGGUUCAGCCUUUGCAGCUGGUGGCCACAAGUGCAACGGCCAACUCGGUGAUGCGACACUUCUUUGGCGCCCGUACAGGCUGGCUGCGGACUGGAGUCAAGGACAGCGGGCUUACUUUUGCACCGCAAGUGGGACGCUGGAUCGACCUGACAGGGCUAAGUGGGAAGAGCAUGGUUGAUCAAGGCAUCCGAGGACUCUUCGGAGCCAACGAACGAUCACAGACCGAUUCGCUAAUUCAAACAUCAUUGGAUCAGACGCCUUCCACCAUGCCAGCAACUAUCGAGCACACGUGCGUGGUGGCGGAUGAGGCACCACUGUCCAAACAACUCGCUGCAGUGCCACUACGCAACUUUGAACCCAAGCUGGCUAGGAAAAAGGGCGACAGCAGCAUGCUUCGACCUACUGAUUUUUCGGAAACUGCCAUGGUCGGGGACGACUUCGUGGUCGUCAAAUCCGAAACGGAACCGCAAGAGCACGAGGUUGACCAGACGUUGAUCGAAGCGCUCGCUUUCUGCUUCGCCUCGGAAGGUGUCAAUCGUGGCUUGGCGUUGAUUCCAGCUCGAUGGAGCCUGCUAAAGACACGAGCAGCGCUCGAGGCAUUGGGCGUCACUGUCCGGCUUGCUUCCGACGACACUUCGGCAAGUGCAGAAGCAGAUGCUAGCGACGCUUCUGCAGCCGAACCGGAACUGUUUUUGCUUCAGACCACAUCUGCGCGUGGACUCGACAUUCCUGCCCUCUCUCACGUCUUUCUCGUCGGGUAUGCUUCGGUGCUUGACGCAGUGCAGUAUGUGCACUCGGCAGGACGUGUGGCACGUGUUGGAGGGGAUCCAGAUGCAGACACGAAAGGCAAAGUGGUAACGCUGCUUCGAGGCCUUCCACACGAUACACCACUCCCAGCAGCCCUGCAGAAAGAUGCAAAGAAGCAAGGCACCCGUCAAGCUAAGAAGGCGAUCUCAACGUCAGAGGCCAAGAUGGCAAACGUUUUUAGGCGACUAGGUGUGGUUCCGAAGAAGUUUGAUCUCAGUUUGCUCACCUCGAAUGCUGCUGCCCCUGCAGCGAGCGAGUCGGACCAAAGCGAAAUUGCCGAUGAUGCAGAUCAAAGCCGCGCAGAUACAGAGCAAGUCUUCGACGAAGACAAGCCCGCCCCUAAAGCUGUAUGA